AUGGAAAACUAUAAAAUACAUUUACAGUAGUAUUCAAUAUAUUUACUGUGAUUUUAUUCACUUUGUACUUGCAGUGGUGAACAGUGGUGUCGUACAUAAUAUAUUAUACCGUAUAAGCAAUUAACAAUGUGUAUUACCUAAGUAUUGUUUAUUUUUAAUUCAAGAAACUAAAACGAUUUUGAAUUUACAAAAAUGAAUGUAGUAAUCGUAGCUAUACUGAUUUUAGAUAUUCUCGUUAUCGGUGGAAUAGCAAUAGAUGAUAUAGUUGUUGAAUACAAAUCACAUACAGAUAACUAUGACAUCACAACAAUUUAUAAAACAACGUCGCGAUAUAAUGCUGGAGAAGAAAGCAAUCGAAAACAUUUCAAUAUAUCCAAGUGUUUCGGGUGCUAUGAUGCAAAAAUUCAUUUGAGAACUAAUGCUAUUGGUAUGCCACUUGAGUUUAAUGGAUUAAUUUUGAGUUCUGAUAAGAAAAGUUUAGAACUCAUAGUAGACAGAAAGUAUAAAACCAGCAUUUCCACGCGAAACCAAAUUGAGUACAACAUCAAAGAAUGGACCAUCUCGAAAUUAUCUAUGGCUAAUCCAGCUGAAAUUUUGAAAAACUAUCCCGAUUAUGAAUUAUUAUUGUGGGAUGCUAAAAGCAAUGCAGAAUCGUUCAAAAUUAAAUGGAAGCAAAGGAAUUCAAUGAAAAUGUGUAUAUCUGUAUCAUAUUUACUAGAAGAUGAGUCUAAAUGUACGUUUUCAAUUAACUUAACUGAUGAAGAUAGUCCUUACAAACGAGUUAUAUAUUCUACUAUUAUAAAGGAAUCGAAAGUACUAAAAACGGCAUUGUUAAAAAGUGAUGAUUGGUGGUUAUAUGAAAACAAAACAUAUACUUUAUACUUUAAUCUCGAAAAGAAAUCAUCAAGAAUACGAAAGUACAACGCGUACGAUGAUGAUUUUGAUAGUGAUAAUUGGAGUUAUGAAAUAAAAUACAAAGACGGUUGUAAGAUUGGAAUCAAACGAAUAGCUCAGUGUACAGACGAGUAUGAAAAUGAAGAAAUAUUGACAGUAACUGCAGAAGAAUUACGAAGUACGCCAUAUGAAAGAACAUUGUUUACCUUCAAUGUUUAUCCGUUUGAUGUCAAUACGCAGCAAAUGGAAUCUAUACUGCCAUCUUCAGUGUGCGCUAACGGAGGAUUUCCAAACAAAAACGGUUGUACGUGUCCUCCCGGUUUCAAAGGCAAUAAAUGCGAACACGGAUGCGGACCGAACACGUUUGGCGUCGACUGCGCCGGAAUAUGUUCAAUGCGCCAAACACAAUGUCGACAGAUGAUGUUUUGUACCAAAGGUUUUGGGUGCAACUGUCCGGCGGGAUAUAGAGGAGACGAUUGCACCACAGAAUGUACGAGUGGUACGUACGGCGUAAAUUGCAAGCAACUAUGUUCAGAUCAAUGUAAUUCAACAUCAUGUGAUGCUUACACCGGUGUUUGCAACAAAGGAUGUGCGACUAGUUACAUAGCACCGGAUUGUAAAGAAAAGUAUCCGUGGCUCAAAUCUCCACCACAACUUGAGUUGUCGGAUUUUAAGUCACUAAAAUUGAAAAUUGAUUUUAAUUCAGAAAACAUACAAGGCAGUAGAAAUGUUAACUCUGUCUACUAUCAAAUCAUAUUUAAGACCACUUCAAAUGAAUCGGAAUUCAAACAAUUGGAACUAAAAGAAAUCAGACAGCAAAAUUCCGUUAUAGAAAUCAUAGACAAUCUCAAACCAGGAAUAUCAUACUCCUUUGGUGUGAUGCUAGUUGCAGAAGACGGAAAUUCCAACAUAGAGGAUAUCAAAAUAGUCAAUUACACGACCAAGUGCCUAUUGUCAAGAAAUAUAAAUUAUGAUGUAAGCUUAUUGAGUGGUACAGACUACAUCAAUGUUACUUGGAACAAGGUUAAUGAUCAAAACGAAGAAGACUGCUAUAUAACAGGGUACUUGUUGAAACUUAUGAUGGUGAACACACCUCUACAGCAACAAGGUUUUUCAGAAGAAGUAAUAUCCAAUGAUAAUCAUGGAUAUGUAUUUGAAAAUCUACUAUAUGGUGAAAAAUACGCAGUUCAAGUAGCAGCAAUAUCGGCUACUGGCCAGGCCAAAGCAUCUGAAAUAUCAUAUAUUUACACCGAGCCUUAUGGAUUUGUGCAAAUAAAAAACAUAAAAGCCAAUACAAACCAAAGUUCAUCACUGAUAAUAACGUGGGAUGUUGACGAAAAAUACGCAAAUACGCCGUUACAUUAUAACAUUAAAUACAAGAUCAAUAAGCAUUUUAGUUGUUCAAACGAAGUCAUAACAAAUAUCUGGACAUCGCUAUUAGUUUACUCAGAUAAGAAUCAGACGCGAAUCGAAAUUUGGGAUUUGAUACCAAACACACAGUAUGUUAUAAAAGUUGACCCCACAGUUAAAGGAUAUACUUACAACGAUAAUGCUAAUAUUAUUUUCGUAAAAACACCUAUCUCUAAUCCAAAAUUAAAACCUAUAAUGAUUAAUAACGAAAAUGGUUGGUACAUAACCAAUCAAAGUGCAUACUUCGAUUGGACGAUAAACAAGACCGAAUGUUCAAAGCUAAAUGGUUUAUUUCAAGGAUACCAAGUCAUACUUCAAGAUAUUGUCGAGGGCACGCAAGUAUCAAACUCGACUACACAAAACACAAUGAACUACGACGGAUUAAAACCCAGCACCAAAUACGAACUGCAAUUAUACGUACUAACGAAUUAUGGAUACAACUUGGAACAAGGAUUAUUGAUACAGUUCCAAACCAAAACUAAAUUUUUAGAACCAGUAGACGAUUUAAUAGUUUACAAGAAAAACUUGAAACGCAAAUCGAUUGGCAUCAGAUGGAGUUUCCCUGACGAAAACAUCGUCAACGGUUUUAUCGUCAGCGCAAUCGACGAGAAUAUGAAUACUACAAAGAAAAUUACCAUAGAACCCGAAAGAUGCGUGGUUUGGCAAAAAUUAUACUGCACUACUUUUGAGAACCUAAUACCAAACCACCAAUACACCAUAAAAGUAAAAGCCAAGUCGAUAGACUACCCCACAGGUGGUUUUACGGCAUCAGUCGUCAGUAAUUUCAACGACGGGUUUGCAGAUAAACCGGAAAAUCUCAGGACAACAGACGUAGGCUCCACGCACAUUUCACUGGAAUGGGACAUACCGUGGAUAUUCAACGGUGUGCUGAAAUCGUUCAUAGUGAACACCGAAGAGAUUUCGUCUAAAGACAUCGAUAAAUGCUGUGAUACCAAACCCGAUUUAGAGAUUCCUGUUACAGAAGAACUCCCAACUUAUAACUGCACGAUAAACGACUUGAAGCCCGGUUCCACUUAUUCGAUCGGUGUAUUAUCGAAGACUUCGUCAUAUGGUCAAACUAAUAGGAUACACGUGACGACUCUAUCCACUCCUGUGGUCGCUAAAGACGUUGACAACUAUCCGCCAAUUACACCUGCAACGCAGACGUCAGACGGACCUGAAAAUUAAUUUCAGCUUCGUGAAAUUUGUAUUAUUAUUAUUUUAUAUUUAUUGAACUUUAUUAUUAUUCAUUUGAAUACCAACUUGAAAAAAAAACAUGUAUAAUGUUACUAAUCCCAUACUAUAAAUUUACUUCAUUUUACAUGCCUAUGAAAUGUAUUUCAAUGAAUAUGUAUUUUUAAACAAUGUUUAAACUUUAGAUCAUAUUAUUAUAUAAAUUAUAAUCAUAAUAGCUGAACA
This is a messenger RNA of Metopolophium dirhodum (rose-grain aphid), 3723 nucleotides long. RefSeq lists its product as uncharacterized. NCBI's taxonomy places the organism in Eukaryota, Metazoa, Arthropoda, Insecta, Hemiptera, Aphididae. The transcript has 21 exons. Bases 193 to 3492 code for a protein of 1099 amino acids. Gene Ontology annotation, molecular function: protein binding. The record is from RefSeq and is a predicted model, not a curated record.